Messenger RNA from Trichosporon asahii var. asahii CBS 2479, 963 nucleotides. RefSeq lists its product as uncharacterized. Lineage: Eukaryota; Fungi; Basidiomycota; Tremellomycetes; Trichosporonales; Trichosporonaceae. The record is from RefSeq and is a predicted model, not a curated record. Bases 1 to 963 code for a protein of 320 amino acids. The transcript has 3 exons.
AUGCCUCGGAUGCUCUCGGACGCGGCCCAGUUCCGAACCGCAGUAAAGGAGGGAUCGACAGAGAACUUUCUGCAUCGCACACACCAUGACAAUCUCGAGUCUCUGAGCAUCGGUAUCCGCGACUUCUGGGACAACGCCGACAGCGAUGUCUCGCGGGCGAAGGCGGCGCUGAAGUCCGCGCUCGGCCUGGACACGCGCAUCGCCAUCAACUGGGGCAUCGUCAUGGACGAGCUCGACGAGCUGUACGACGACCACCGCGUUCUCGCCUCGAGCAUGGCCGGAUACGCCGCAGCGUGGCUUACCGCAUUCACCGCACUAGCCGAAGCCGAGAAGGAGACCCUUGGUCGGCAGGUUGUCGACCGGGUGCUGGGGCUGGGCAAGCAUCUGAACCUCGACUUCAAGGUGCUGUGCCCCUUCGAGUCCAUUCCCGCCUUCACUCGGCAGCUCACGCAGACGUUCGAACCCGAGCUGGAGGCCCAAAACGACGAGGCACCCAAGGUGCCGACAGUCAAGGCUGCCCAGCUGCGGCCGCAGUCUGCCGCCUCCACUCCGCAAAUUGAAAUCAGGGAUCCAAUCUUCGCUGAGCACUCAGAGGAGGGCCCUGCAGAAGUGCCAUCACUGGGUGUUGCAAGUCUCCCCAGCCCCGACUCGCUCCUCCAACACCCACCAUUCUACCUCACCCUAACCCAGACAGCAACCACAGUGGAAGUCUCCAGCUCCCACUCGCCGACUCUGACUGCACUCGAGCAGUACUUACGCCGAUGGAGCUCUGCCUCUCAGUUGCCCAGCAACCUCACCCUCAAUCUGCGCCAGUGCUCCUUGAGGAAGGGACGAUUCGCCAGCCUUGCCAUCGGCAACGUCAGCCUCCCGGUCGUAGCCACUAUCGUAGAGAACUUGCUUGGGUAUGAGCUCAGGCACACAUGUGGGUCUUGGACGUUUGUUAGGACCACGGAGUUCGAGUAA